AUGGAUAAACGCAAUGAGCCGAAUCAUGCUGCUCAUGGCGCCCUACAUAACCCUGGAACAGGAGACCGAUCAUCAGACCGAGACGAUGAAAGCAGGGGAGCCGAGUCGUCGAAUAAGUAUCGAAGAAUCGAUCGGGAGGGAGCCAGAGCUUCGACGGCUUCCGAGCAAAGCGGCCGUUUCUUGUUUGUCGACUCGUCCUCCAGUGGGCAAAGACCGCGUUCUGACCAGCGAGCAAUAAAUGCACACAUUCAGCAGACUGCGCACAGAAAUCGAAGGCAAGCCGCACAAAAGCAGAAAACCACCGGAGCUGCGAAUAUAGGACGGUAUCGACGUGAGCCACAGUUGCAGCCGCGUCCUAUCGAGCCUCAACCGACAACCCCGGUCACGUUUGAGCGACGGAGCCCCUCCCAGCAACAGCAAUCGACCAGUCGUGAAAGCUCUGCGGCACCACGAUCAUCGCUGAAUCCAUCAGAGGAAACUGUUACUCACGAACCAUCAUCCCCUAGACCCUCGGAGACUCUUCCAGAAUUCGACCGUGGGCAUGUGGACCGAUUGCGGCACUAUAGCACCGUUCGUGGAGCUGAGGUUCGCGAGGCCAUCAACGCUCAGCAACAUUCACAAAAUGCAUUUACAGAAAUCGCUCGGCGGGAGCACCCCCAAGACGAGACGACCUCGGUGAGGUCCAUGCUCACACAGAUUUUGCAACGACUGGAUGCUGGCCAUGCGGGCCGCUUGAUUCAGCCGUCUCCUAAUUCAUCACUGAAUAACACUCUCCUUGACCCUUUUAAUAUCAGCUCUGUACAUAUUACCCCGAGCAUGAAUGCUGUUUUACGCCAUUUUUCCGAUGUUAUGAUACCCACCGUGUUUCCUACGCGACAUCAAGCCGAGAUUCAGACUCGAUGGGCUUUUCAGAAUGCUGCGCAAGAUCCACUGGUCUUGUAUUCGCUAUUGGCGAUUGCGUCGGCCGAGAGAAGUGCGCGACUGGGAGAAUUGCGGAGCGGUGCGAUCGAGACGACAUUCACCGAAGCAGACCUCGAAAACCGCACCGCCCCCGAUUUUGUGUCGUAUAAAGUGAACGCAGUGAGGAUUGCAAAUGAGACGAUGAAAUCUAUGGAAAAGGCGACCCAGGCUUCGACGAUUUUUGCUAUGAUGUGCUUGCUUUCAAUUGAGGUCAUCACGGGAAACCAAAAGGAAAUAUUCGCGCACGUUUCUGGACUGCAAAAACUGAUCGCCUGGCGGGGCGGGUAUCAUGGGAUACCUCCUCACGCUACAGAGCUCAUCCUCUCAUCCUCCUACAUGUGCGCUGCGUUGACACGAUCUUUGCCUGCGGCUCCCCCUACUUCAGCACUGCCUGCCCUACCUGCGAGCUUGGUCGAAGAGAUAAGGCAAAACGUAAGCGAGGACGUGAAAAAAAUGGGCAUGGGCAUAUUGACCGCGGACGUUGAUUCGAUCCUGGACUGGAGAAUAUCACAAGCCUUUCGAGAUAUGAAGGAUGUCGUCCAAUACCGCGAAUACUACCACGAAAAGCAGCUGCUGCCUGCGCCGGAGGAAAAUGAGUACAUCAACGCCAAAAGCUACCAUUUUCGGUAUGCAGCCUUGUCCGCCCCGUUCGAACUACGGGAACCCGCCAGCGACAAAGAGGAGGCCUGUCGCCUUGCGAUGCUCAUUUUCUGGUUCAGCAACUUUCAGAUCUCUCGACCUGACUCUGCGCUCAACCGGACCUUGACCGCACAACUGAAGACGGCCCUGCAAGCUUCGGACUUGAAAGGUCUCUGGGGCCCGCACUAUGAACUCCUGGUAUGGGUUCUCCUGCUGGGUGCGUUCAUAUCUGCUGGCCAGAGAGAGAGGCCGUGGUUCGUCCUGAAUCUUGCCAGGGUGUCCCGAGUGCUCAAACUGCACAACUGGGACGAAGUCCGCCAACUUCUGUUGAGAUUUUUCUAUCUCGACCGAAUCUACGCUGAGGGCAUGCGGCAGAGCUGGGAGGAAGCGGCAUUAUUAGCAGAGACGAUGGAGGCCGGGCUGUCAUGA
Molecule: messenger RNA, 2028 nt
Organism: Cladophialophora immunda
Lineage: Eukaryota; Fungi; Ascomycota; Eurotiomycetes; Chaetothyriales; Herpotrichiellaceae
Exons: 4
Coding region: 1-2028 (675 amino acids)
Source: RefSeq, a predicted model, not a curated record